Messenger RNA from Pleurotus ostreatus (oyster mushroom), 2442 nucleotides. RefSeq lists its product as uncharacterized. The transcript has 10 exons. The record is from RefSeq and is a predicted model, not a curated record. Lineage: Eukaryota; Fungi; Basidiomycota; Agaricomycetes; Agaricales; Pleurotaceae. The coding region runs from base 1 to 2442 and encodes 813 amino acids. Gene Ontology annotation, biological process: actin cortical patch localization. Gene Ontology annotation, cellular component: plasma membrane.
AUGGCCAACGCGAACCAUUGCUCCUUCAUUCUCCUUGCCGAAUUUGACAUCGAUCAAGGCUCUCAAUUGACAUAUCAGUUCCCUCAACCACUUGGUACAGAUGAGAGUCUUUUGGCCACCUCCAUGCUCCCGGACGGUGCUGAGAAGCAGCUAGAAGACUGGACGAUAUUUUUUCUGAACCAGACUCCUUUCAACACCAUCUCGCCCGUCCUCGCGUUGGAAACCCCGGAAGUCAAUGAGCCCAGCCUCGAGAGCGAGGGCAGCGAGCGGCCAGAUCUAUUAUACGUUUUGAACCUGGUCAGGACUAGGCAUGAUAAAGCGAAGAGAAGAGGAGCCGAAGUCAAGGCCAUGGCCAUAUGCACGAGAUACCCGUAUAUCCAAAUAUUCAAGCCUAUACUACUCUUAGCACUAGAUGACUACUUCGCAAAUCCCUCGCAAGACCAUCUCGCUCGCUUGUUCGACGCCAUCAACUCGAUGGAUCUGUCUGGCAUGCCGUAUCUCACGCGAUAUGAAAAGAUGAUCAUGCGGUCCUCCGAGCGGAAGGACAUCUUCGCCGAAAAGUUCACUAACACGAUACGCGAGCCCACGCCUGGACCCUACAAGACGCAGCACCGACCGACGAACUCAGGGGAGUCUGUGAGUAGUUUCGAAGAAGGCAUCUUGCUGAGGGGGAAGGAACAAGAAGCGCCAAGUAGACGCGACCGAGCGGGGACAACGAGCAGCAGUGCCAGCAGCAAUCAGCAUGGUGUUCCCCAGGAGUCGCCCUCCGACUCGUCGUUCUCCUUGGGUGGGAGUCUUGUCUGGGUGGGCGAGGACAGUGUAGGAUCGGAAACAGCGGUGGGUUCUGUUGAAACGGGAAGCACUGUAUCGCUAUCCACCAAUAGUUCUACCCUUGUUUCUGGUCGCGGAAGGAGAUCGACAGACGCCUCUGCGUCGUCUUCGUCUUCAAGCGGCCCCAGCAGCAAACUAACGAUAAGCGCACCCAGCCCACUGACCAAGGACACACAUUUCUUCAACACCACACUCGCGUACAAAGGCUAUAAACUGCCUAUUAAGCUCCCCCUCGCAACUUUCGCUGAAGAAGUCGGAGACUAUUCGUUAAUACCUCUGAUCAAGAUGUUUUCAUCUCAUCAGCUGGUAUCAGGGCCCAUCCAUCCGCAUUUGCACUCUAGUGGACCACAGACUCAUCCUAUCAUUCUUCUAUUUAAUGCGCUUGUCACGGGGAAGCGAAUUAUCUUCAUGGGGCAUGGGCGGCCUGCAGGACAGGUUUCCAGUCUUGUGCUGUCAGCGUGUGCCAUCGGUUCAGGCUGUGGCGUCGUCUUGAGAGGCUUUAUCGAACGUGCGUUCCCAUAUGCGAGUUUGAAGAACAAGGAUGAAUGGGAGUCGAUCCCUGCGUAUAUCGCUGGUGUCACUAACCUCAUCUUCAAGACAUCUGGCACAUGGGAUAUAUUAUUUGAUGUGGCCACGGGACAGGUUUUAGUACACAAAGACAUUCAUGCUCGGUGGCCAGCCUCUGCCGCCCCCGCCAUCGGUGCCACCCCGCUUGUCGCCCGUAGCGGAACCAUCAAAGUUGAAGUAGCCUUGCCUCCCGACGAAGACGCCACACGAUCGUCUGCAGCCAAAGACAGCAAAGAUGCUUCUUCCAAGGCCGACUUCGCCCCAAAAAUCGAUAACGCAGACAACCUUUUCAUCGAAGACAUUCGUUCUGCCAUAGAAUAUCACUUCGGAGAAGGUAUGGUUCGGAUGCGAUUUACGGAGUACGUGACACGUUUUGUUCGGCUUGCAUCUCGGUACGAAGAGGAGACGCUGGGGAAGACGAAGAUCGGGUAUCCCACCGCGUCGUUUACCGACGUGCCGCGCCCGCGACUGGGCAGUGGGAUGGUGUUUACCGACGACGCCUCGGCCAUGAGAGAGUUGACUGCAAAUGCCUAUCGUAUGGAAGCCUGGCGGAACACCAAUACGUAUGCUAACUACGUUGUCGAUUUUGCGAAAGCACAGGCGUCAAGCUCUAUCAAGAGUUUCGAUGUUCUUCACCAGCUCUUCAGACUGCGACAAGCCAAGAACAUGUCCGAUACGGAAGCAGAACUGAUCGUGCGCACGAUUGCCAACAAUGUUCGUACAUACGAACAAGUAGUAGAGCUCCUAGCAUACUUGGCUCCCCAUGGCGGUGGUUUGCUCUACUUGAGUUUCGGAUUGUUCCACCAACAAGAGGUUGUCCGGGACCUGACCGUUGACAUAUUCAACGAGCUACGAUCUUAUGCUGUUGGCGUUACAUUCCUCCAGGCAUUGAAUCACUUCCAGCGCUAUUCAUAUGUUCGGCAAGCGCACGCCAGAGAAAGCCGUGUUGCCAGGGAGCAGCAACAGCAGCUUCAUCCCCCACCUGUUUCAUAUACCUCAAGCUCAAGGACACCAUCUAACCGGAGCGACGCGAGUCUUGUAUAG